Neoarius graeffei (lesser salmon catfish) is the source of this 1815-nucleotide messenger RNA. Its product is annotated as general transcription factor II-I repeat domain-containing protein 2A-like. Gene Ontology annotation, molecular function: protein dimerization activity. Lineage: Eukaryota; Metazoa; Chordata; Actinopteri; Siluriformes; Ariidae. The transcript has a single exon. The record is from RefSeq and is a predicted model, not a curated record. The coding region runs from base 1 to 1815 and encodes 604 amino acids.
AUGAAACGCUCGAAUAUCAAGCGCCACUUUGAGACACGACAUGCUGCAUUUACAACCAAAUAUCCAGCUGGGGACAGCAGAAAGAAGGCAUGCGAAGAGCUACAGAGGAAAGUCCAAGCUAGUCAGCAGCAGCUCCGUGUAUGGACCAGACAAGGUGACUUCAAUUCAGCUAGUUUUGCUGGCGCAUUAGCAAUUGUGAGGAACAGAAAGCCAUUUACUGAUGGCGAGUUUGCCAAAACAUUAAUGCUUGAUGUGGCUAAUGAACUUUUUGACGACUUCACUGAUAAAGAAAAGAUCAUAAAGCGAAUAAAAGACAUGCCUCUGUCAGCAAGAACCGUUCACGAUCGUGCCAUUAUGAUGGCAAAUCAAGUGGAGGAAACACAAGUGAGGGACAUUAACACAGCAGUCUACUUCUCCCUCGCCUUGGAUGAAUCAACCGACAUAAGCCAUGUAUCCCAGUUCAGUGUAAUUGCAAGAUAUGUUGCCGGUGACACGCUGUGUGAAGAAAGUCUUGCUGUUUUGCCAAUGAAGGGAUCAACGAGAGGGGAAGAUUUAUUCAAGGCGUUUAUGGAGUUUGCCCAGGAGAAAAAUCUACCCAUGGAUAAACUCAUUUCUCUGUGUACCGAUGGCGCUCCAUGUAUGGUGGGGAAAAACAGAGGGUUCGUGGCCCUUCUUUGUCAACAUGAAAACAGACCUAUCCUCAGUCUUCACUGCAUUCUUCAUCAGGAAGCGCUUUGUGCGCAAAUGUGUGGCGAGCAACUUGGUGAGGUGAUGUCGCUGGUCAUUCAGGUGGUCAACUUCAUUGUUGCCAGAGCUUUACAUGAUCGCCAGUUUAAAACACUGAUGGAUGAAGUUGGAAAUGCAUACCCUGGUCUGGUUCUGCACAGCAAUGUCCGCUGGUUGUCAAGAGGGAAGGUGCUCAGCCAUUUCGCGGCUUGCCUGAAUGAAAUCAGGACUUUUCUGGACAUUAAAGGUGUCGAGCAUCCUGAGCUAAACAACACCGAGUGGCUUCUGAAGUUUUACUACCUUGUGGACAUGACUGCACAUCUAAACCAACUCAAUGUGAAAAUGCAAGGUGUUGGAAAUACCGUCGCAACCCUUCAGCAAGCUGUUUUUGCAUUCGAGAACAAGCUGGAGCUCUUCAUUACAGAUAUUGAAACGGGCCGUUUACUGCACUUUGAAAAACUGAGGGAAUUCAAAAAUGCCUGCACAGCAAGUGACCCCGCUCAACAUGUUGAUAUUCAGCAGCUAGCUAGCAUGACAUCAAAUCUGUUGCAGUCGUUCAAAGCACGUUUUGGAGAUUUUCGUCAGCACACCCGUCUCUUUCAAUUCAUCACUCAUCCACACGAGUGCGUACUGGAUGCAGCGGAGCUCAGUUACAUCCCUGCUGUGUCUGCCGGAGAAUUUGAGCUUGAAGUUGCUGAUCUGAAGGCCUCGGACAUGUGGGUGAAUAAGUUCAAAUUGCUGAAUGAAGAUUUGGAGAAACUUGCACGGCAGCAAGCAGAACUGGCCAGCCAACACAAGUGGACAGAAAUGAAAAAACUUCCACAUGCAGACGAACUGAUUGUGAAAACAUGGAACGCGCUUCCAGUCACAUACCAUACACUGCAGCGAGUGAGCGUUGCUGUGUUGACCAUGUUCGGAUCUACGUAUACAUGUGAGCAGUCCUUCUCUCAUCUAAAACACAUCAAGACCAACCUAAGAUCGCGUCUAACUGAUGAAAGCCUCAACGCCUGCAUGAAGCUCAACCUCACCGCAUAUCAGCCAGAUUACAAAGCCAUCAGUAAAACGAUGCAGUCCCAGAAGUCUCAUUAA